Anneissia japonica is the source of this 3954-nucleotide messenger RNA. RefSeq names its product sphingomyelin phosphodiesterase-like. The record is from RefSeq and is a predicted model, not a curated record. Gene Ontology annotation, biological process: ceramide biosynthetic process; sphingomyelin catabolic process. Gene Ontology annotation, cellular component: lysosome. Gene Ontology annotation, molecular function: acid sphingomyelin phosphodiesterase activity. Lineage: Eukaryota; Metazoa; Echinodermata; Crinoidea; Comatulida; Comatulidae.
GAUGGCUCGCCUACACUUCGAAUUUUGCAUCUGACUGACUUGCAUUAUGACCGACGCUACAAAGCUGGAUCUAAUGCAGAGUGCGGUGAACCUCUAUGUUGCCGUGACAAUGAUGGACCACCUGCUGAAGGUGUAGCUGGGGCAGGGCUGUGGGGUGACUACAGAUACUGCGACACACCCAAGUGGCUAAUUAUAAACCUACUUGAGCAUCUGUCAAAAAAUGAAAAGUUUGAUGCGAUCUAUCUGACUGGUGACCUGCCAGCUCACAAUGUCUGGAACCAAACAAGGGAAGACGAGAUUGAAAUUCUGAACGAGAUUACCGCCAUGUUGCUUAAAUAUUUUCCAAAAACAAGAAUAUUUCCAUCUGUUGGAAACCAUGAAAGUGCUCCUGUAAAUAGCUUCCCUCCCCCGUAUGUGACAGGGAAAGAGGCUAUUUCAUGGUUGUACGAUGCAUUCACUAAGGCUUGGAUCGACACAGCUCACUGGCUGCCAGAGGAUACCAGGCCUACAAUUAAACAGGGCGGAUACUAUGCCACAGAAUUCUACCCUGGACUUCUUGUUGUGUCUCUAAACAUGAACAUGUGUAACACUGAAAACUGGUGGCUUUUGAUAAAUGAAACUGACCCAGCAGGAGAGCUACAGUGGUUGAUUUCAACAUUGCAACAAGCUGAGAACAAGAAUCAAAAGGUACACAUCUUAGGCCACAUUGCUCCAGGCAGUGGUGAUUGUUUGAAAUGGUGGAGCUGGAACUACUACAAGAUUGUCAAUAGAUAUGAAAGCACAAUAACUGGACAGUACUUUGGACACACCCACAUCCAGAGUCUAGAAGUGAUGUAUGACUUAACAAACACUUCACGGCCACUUAAUGUGGUCCAUAUGCCAGGGAGUGUUACCACGUAUAAGCACCUUAAUCCAGGAUACAGGGUGUGUUUAAUGGACGGUAACUAUAAUGGAUCUUCAUGGAUGAUGUUAGAUUAUAACAACACCAUUCUCAACUUGACAGAUGCUAACCUCACCAACAAACCAGUUUGGCAAUUUGCAUACAAUCCGAAGGUGGAGUAUGGAAUGAAAAACUUAUUUCCAGAAGAUUGGAAUGAUUUUGUUCAAAGAAUGAAGACAGACCGGCCUUUAUUUGACAAAUUUAGAAAACAUUUGUACAAGUCAAAUGAGCAUGGGUCAUGCGAUGAAUCAUGCAGAGCGGGAAUGAUCUGUUCGCUAGAGUCUGGUCGCUCCAAUGAUGACUCCUUCUGCAAGGAUGCUGAUGUUGAAUUUUACAAAGCAGUCACGUUAUGUUAAUGAUUAUUAUUUAGUAGAAUAUAUAUUGAUAUUAUGAUGUAUACCUCAAAAUCUAAUAGUGACUCUUUCCUGUAAUGUGUAAGCUAAUGCAAUACCUGUAAUAUGUAUUCUAAUACUAUACUGAUGUCAAUGGAGGUGGGGGGAUCAGGAUUUGCCAGACAUCGGGGUAAUUAAGUUGUUCGAAAUAAGUGAGUCUGAGAAUCUCCAACAAAGGUCACCAGUGACCCUGAUGGGUCCAAGAGGGUCAAUACCCUUUAGUGUCUAGAGAUACUAGGUGAUUUUUGGCCAUUUUAAGCUCUUUCUGAUUGUAUUAUGCUAAAAAAUACUAAGAAAUAAAAAAUAAAAAAAAUCUUAUUUGUCCUUGUUAUGGUCAACAUGUUGUGGCCAACAUCAGGGCUUAAGCCUCUCUGCAUCAGUCCCUCCAUCUACUCUGCCACUACCUUUAAUUUCUUUUGUGAAAAUUAUGUUUUAUGCAGCUGAAGAUACAGAAGAUAAAAAUUGAAUAUAAAUUGUAGAUAAAUAUACUGCUGCUCUUCCUACACCAUUUUUUGAAAUGUAUAAUACACCACAUUUUUUUGGUCUGCUGCGUUAGUAAGAAAUUGCAAAUUUGUAAAUGAAAAGUGAAAGAUCAAGGCUGCAGUAACUUGAUGGUUUACCUUUCAGUUUUGUGUUCAAAUGUCAUAAUUAUGCAUUAUCACAACAAAGACCAUUUCCUCAUGAAACUAAAGGCCGCCUACACUGCAGUGUGUGUCUGGCCUAAUAAUAAACAGAAAGAUAGUCUAUGCCUGGUUUGAAUAAGUAGCAACACCGGGAACUAACUGCGUCGCACAACGAUUGUACGACUGUCGGCCGACAAAUCCAAUUCCGGUCCCUAUGAGUGUUAGACGACUCAACACCGUCUGCUGAUUAUCGAUGGCAGUAUGAACGGAUAGUCAUUAAAAACUAUCCGGCGUGUGUCGUGGCGUUGCAUUCUUUAUGGAAUCACUUCGGCCAAGGACCAUCGUGCGCGGUGUUUGUCCGGCUUAAAAUAGCAUUUAUUCAGCACAGGCUUUUGUUGGGAGUCAUUGUUAGCUUUGUCAUCAUAACAAUUGAGUAAAUUUACUUUCCAUUAUGUUGAAUGCACAUUAUAUAUUAAUUAAAGCACAAAAGCCUACUUUAUUCAGUCUUUUUAUGCCAUUUUUAGGCAAAUGUAUUUAACAAUAAGAAUAAAUUUAUAUAUAUAUAUAUAAUAUAUAAACAGUACUUUAUGAUGCAGCAAAAUUAUAGGAACCAGGGGCAGAUCCAGAAUUUUUCAAUCAGGGUGGUGCUGUGGGGGUGGGAACAAUAUUUUUAGAAUAGUAAUUCAGUAUUGCUGUAUUUCAAUACGUAACAUUGAUAUGCAUUGAAAUUUUAAAAAUUUAGUGGCAAAACGGGGGGUGGGGGGUGGGUGGCGUCUACCGUGCACCUACUGGAUCCGUGCAUGCAAACUCUUGGUAUUAGGGAGCCAGAAAUGUGUUGAAAUAUUCAUUAUCUUAUCUGAAUCACAUCUGUGACAAGUAAGAGUGACACUUUAUGUAAGUUUUAAGUUUGUCUAUUUUUUUUUUCAUGUAAAGUGUGUAAGGGUGUGUGGGCAUGUUUGUUUUAGGGGUUUAAGUUCAUGUGAGUGCAUUGCAUAUGACAUACAUGAAUGAAACAUUUAUUUUUUUUUUAAGAUUUGUCAGCUGGUUAUUUCAAUCAGAGAAUUUUAUGAUAUAUUUUUACAAAGAGUGGUAGUAAAUCGUGAAAAUAUUUGCUCGUUCUUCAUGAUAUGAGCAUCUUCAAUCAAUCUCACAUGAGAUGUUUAUGAUGUGAUAUGGAUGCCCAAAUUUAUUGUAAAUUGAUUAGAUGUUAUAUUUUGUUUUAAUUCAUUAUUAUGUAACAAUUUAGUAUAGAACUUUUUCUCUCUUUUCAUCAAAUCACUAUACAAUUAAAAAACCCAAUUUAAAAAGAAUCAUAUCUAGAUAUUUCAGAUGUGUGGGAGUGGGUUGCAUAUUUUUUAUUGAGAGCCAAGCUGAUUAUCUGCUCCCCAUACUAGAGAAAAACUAAACGAUUCCUGUUUAAACUGUGUGUAAUUCAUUUGUAGAAGUCAUAAUUAUUUCACAAGAUUGAAUGAGAACACUAGAGCAAUAACAGACCCUAUGGCGUUUCAAUCAACUUAACUGGGAAAUCAAACGCCAGGAAUACCCGCAUGUCCGACAAACAAAAAUGUUUACGCUGUAUUUAUGUAGAACAUUAGGGGCAGGCCUUGACAGAACGAAAAAUAUUGGCUUUAAAACGAAAAACAAGAAAGUAACAGCAAAAGAAAGGCCCUCUCUGAAAAAUGGACGCUAUUUUUACAUUGCCUAUUGUGUACAUUAUUAUGUUAAAAUAAUUUUCAAAUUUGUGAUGUUUACCAACUUCAAAUGCAUAGUAUGGAGAAAAUUUUUCGUUUGCAUUUUGAUGUUAUAUAAUUCCAAAUGUACAGUAAAAAAUAAUAAUAAUAAUAAUAUUAAGUAGAACAGAAGAUACAAUUAAAAGUAAUGUAAUGUUUGGUGUGAUACUGGGUACUUGUGCGUGCCAGGCAUGUGUUACAUGUUUGGCCAUGUGAGCCUUGUAUUCAAUUUUUGAAUAAAGUGUGCAACACACAUAAAGUUUACCGUA